Molecule: messenger RNA, 810 nt
Organism: Schistosoma rodhaini
Lineage: Eukaryota; Metazoa; Platyhelminthes; Trematoda; Strigeidida; Schistosomatidae
Source: the annotation of a GenBank genome assembly
AUGAGUCCCGGCGCCGAUCCUGAUUCGUCUUGUGUAAUAACAGCUGUUGGUUUCGUCUCACAGGCUGGAAACAGACAGCAAAAAUAUGAAGUAUUAUCUCGAACUUCAGAUAGUGCUGAUGAUGCUUGUUUGUGGCCAUCAAGUCUCCUUUCACGACGUACAAGAUACUUAUGUUAUGUUUCAGAAAAUAUAAAUACAUGUACUGGACAAAAACCAAUACUUGUAAAUUUGGUACUAGUAGAUGACGGUGAACAUAUUCCUGCAAAUCAUCAAGCGAUAUAUAAUACAAUAGAUACAGGUGAACGUGCUUUAAAAAGAAAAAUUCUUUGUGCUAAAUUUUCACCACGUUCUACAACUACUCGUGCAAUUACCAGAAUUGGUGUUUACAGUCGUCCACGUACUACAACUCCUGGUUAUACACGUAUCGGUGAUAUCAAUUCGAUUAUAAUUUAUUGUAAGCAUACAGAGAUUGGUCUACUUAAUUCAGAUAGAUCAUCUGUUCAAGUAAAACCUCCCCCGUCAAUCCCACCUCGACCAUCAAUUCCAGAUAGUAAUAAUUUAUAUCCAAGUUUACCUACAUUUUCAUCAUCAAGCAACUCUUCAACUUGUGAAGCAUUUGCUACAACACGACGUGGAACAGUACACCCUCUCUCUGGGAUUCCUUUCGAAUUGAACAAACGUUAUCUUACUGAUGAACCAGGGGAAUACAAAAAUAACGGUGCAUCGAAGUACAAGUCAUUUGAUGAAAUAGAUUCUCAGUUUCAAUAUCGUUUUGAUCAAGAACGAUUUUUACUUGCAACAUCAACUUGA